Messenger RNA from Syngnathoides biaculeatus (alligator pipefish), 2679 nucleotides. RefSeq names its product ferritin, heavy subunit-like. The transcript has 5 exons. Gene Ontology annotation, molecular function: ferric iron binding; ferrous iron binding. Gene Ontology annotation, cellular component: cytoplasm. The record is from RefSeq and is a predicted model, not a curated record. The coding region runs from base 140 to 673 and encodes 177 amino acids. Gene Ontology annotation, biological process: iron ion transport; intracellular iron ion homeostasis. Lineage: Eukaryota; Metazoa; Chordata; Actinopteri; Syngnathiformes; Syngnathidae.
UCCUCCCACGUGUACUUCCGUCGCCUCUUCGGACGAGUACUGUACGUCGUUGGAAGCCACUUUAUUACGUUCCGGAAUUGCAAGCGAGGAACCUGUCAAGGAUCGCGUUGGGACACAUUUGAACGAGACAAGUCCAGCGAUGGCUUCCCAAAUCCGGCAAAACUUUCACCAGGACUGCGAGGCUGCCAUUAACAGGCAGAUAAAUCUUGAGCUUUAUGCAUCUUAUGUUUAUCUCUCAAUGGCAUAUUAUUUUGAGAGAGAUGAUAAAGCCCUCCCAUAUUUUGCCAAGUUUUUUAGCGCCCAGUCCAAAGAGGAGCGCGAGCAUGCUGAGAAGCUGCUGAAUUUCCAGAACAAGAGGGGAGGGAGGAUUUUCCUGCAGGAUAUCAAGAAACCUGACCGAGAUGAAUGGGGAAGCGGCCUCGAGGCUUUGGAGUGUGCCCUGCAGCUGGAGAAGAGCGUAAAUCAAUCCCUGCUUCAACUCCAGGAAAUGGCGACGCAGCACGGCGAUCCACACCUAUGUGACUUCAUUGAGACGCACUAUCUCGACGAGCAGGUCAAGUCUAUCAAGCAACUUGCUGACUGGGUGUCGAACCUGCAGCGCAUGGGAGCGCCGCAGAACGGCAUGGCUGAGUACCUCUUUGACAAACACACCAUGGCUGAGGAGGCGACUUAAGCUACUCACGACUUCGUGUUCUCCCUCACUCAUGAUAUUUGGAGAGCACAAAGGAACGUGUUACGUGCUUAUCUGCGCUGUAAUACUUUAUUAUUUAUGCUGCUUUUUCACACGUUUUCACUAUGUUUCUCAAAAGGGUGUAUGACAUCCCAAUACACCUGCCCCGUAUCUCUGUCCGGUUGAUCCUUGAGAUGUGAAAUCAAAUCGUCUUUUGAGUUUGAGAGAUGGCGGAAGGGGUGGGGAAGAGAGAGAGAAACAUGCUACUUAUCUUGUUACACUUGAUUGUCCAUCCUACAAGCCCAAUUCCAGUGAAGUUGGGAUGUUGUGCUAAACAAAAAAAGAAUACAGUGAUUUGCAAAUCAUAUUGAACUUAUAUUUCAGACACGACAAAGACAAGAUAUUUAAUAUUCAAACUGAUAAACUUUGUUUUUAGCAGAUGACUUAGAUAAGAUUAAUUGAGAACAACAUCCCACAGGUGAACAGGCUAAUUAGGAACAGGUGGGUGCUAUAAUUGAGUAUAAAAGCUUCCCCGAAUUGUUCGGUCAUUCACAAGCAGAGAUGCGGCGAGGUUCACCUUUUCGUGAACUAGUGUGUUUUUUGGGGUUUUUUUUUUUGCAAUUGCAUGAAAUUUAGGGAUUUCACCAUGUACGGUCCAUAAUAUCAUAGAAGGGUUCAGAGAAUCUGGAGAAAUCACUGCAUGGAAGCAAGGCCAAAAACUAACAUGGACUCCCCGUGACCUUCGAUCCCUUCGGCGCCAUCACAUCAAAAACCGUCAUCAGUGGGUAAAGUGUGUUACCAUAUGGGCUCAGGAAGACUUCAGAAAACCAUUGUCAGUAAAUACAGUUAGUUACUAUAUGCAACGUAGAAGCCAUUUGCCCACAACACCCAGAAACGCUGCUGGCUUCCCUGGGUCCUUACUCAUCUAAGAUGGACUGAUGCAAAGUGGAAAAAGUGUUCUGUUGUCUAACAAGUCAAGUUGUUUUUGGAAAUUAUGGUUGCCGUGUCCUCCAGGCUGCAGACUAAUAGAACCAUCUGAACCAUUUAGGGAUGCAAAGUUCAAAAGCCAGCAUCUGUGAGGGUAUGGGGGUGUGUUAGUGCCAAUGGCAUGGGUAACUUACACAUCUGCGAAGGAACCAUUAAUGCUGAAAGGUACUUGCAGGUUUUGGCGAAACAUGCUGCCAUCCAAGCAACGUCUUUUUCAUGGAUGCCCCUUAUUUCAGCAAGACCAUGUCAAACAACAUUAUCAUAGGUUACAACAGCCUGGCUUUGUAGUAAAAGUACUAGUACUACUCUGGCCUGCUUCCAGUCCAGACCUGUCUCUCAUCGAAAAUGUUUGUGGUGCAUUAUGAAGUAUAAAACACAACAACAGAGAUGCCAGACUGUUGAACAGCUGAAGCUGCGCAUCAACGCUUUAGAAAUGAGUGUCCGCAGUUCCUAAAUGUUUAUUGAAUGUUAUUGAAAAAAAAUGUGACCCUGACCCAGCUUUUUUGAAACAUGUUUCAAGCCAUAAAAUUCCAAGUUAAAAAUUAUUUGCUAAAACAACCAAGUUCAUCAGUUCAAACAAAUAUGUUUUUAUUAAAUUAAAUAUAGGUUCAACAUGAUUUGCAAAGCAUUGUAUUCUGUUUUUAUUUAACUCAACAUCCCAGCUUCAUUGGAAUUGGGUUAGUAAAUCACGACUAUUUGUGUUCUAACAAAGUUAUUAUCAAGAUGUCAGUUAUACACUUAACACACAAGUGUUAUUAAAAAACAUGAGAUUCACAGAAUAUUUUUCUGUUUAACGAAAAAAUCAAUAGAUCAAAGUUUGGAAGUAAAUAAUAUUAAAAAUGCUAAAUUUUCUGGAAUAUUUUUGCCUGUUCUAAUAAACUGGGUUCAUAUUUAUUGUACACCUCUACGACCACAAUGGUCAUAUCACACUGUACGUUGGUCUGGAGCUGUACAGACAGUUUCUCCAAACUAAGUGUACAUAUCGUUUCCCUGUAUGAAGCAAAUAAAACCACAAAAAAAUA